AUGAGUGAUCCGUUCGGGAACUUUCUGGACGACGAUCUCUUUGACGAGACGACGCCCGUCGCCGACGACGCCGGCGCCGCAGGCGCCGCCGGUGCCGCCGCCGGCACCGCUACUGGCGCCGUCGCCAACGCCACGGGCACCGCUUCUGGCCGCCACAGCCGCCGGGCGCUGGCCCAGAUGACGCCGCUGAUGGCGAUGCCCCAGUACGACCUGCUGAACCCGUUUGCCUACUCUCAGCAAAGAAUGCCGCCGGGGAUGGGCCAGGGUCUGUUUAGCCAGUACUCGCAGCCGUACCACCAGGCGCCGCCGCCAGGCAUGGGCUACACUCCUAGUUUCGGCAUGCUGCACCACGGACUGACCUACGGCAUGGUGAUGCCCAACGGCACCGGGGGAGCGAUGCUGCUGCUCCACCUGAUGGGGGCGCACCUGAUGGGGGGCAUGCCUCCCCAGGGUACGGGCGAACCCCGCAAGAAAGGGGUGCUGUUCCAAGAAGAGCCGGUGUACCCGCAACUGAUCUACCACCCGCAGUUCCCUCAGCAGCAGUUGAUGGACGAGAUCAACCAAUACGAGCUCGAGCGGUUUGAUACUUACGACACCAACGGCAACCCCAACCCCAACUUGCGCCACCUGGAGUACAUGCGCCCUUAUUCGCUGAUGAUGACAUUUACUGGGGAUGACUACAUGAUUAACCCGUUACAGGACGCCGACGACGACGACAACUUGGACCCUUUCGGCGACGACGACUCGUUGUUCUCGGAAACUGGCGAGGAGAUUGUCCGUCGCGGUAACACCAUCAAGCGCUCGGGAACUGUCGGCCGUAAAGGUACCUUACGCUCGCGUAAGGACGGUACCUACUACCAGGACGACUUCGACAACUUUGAGCCCCGGCUUAACUACACCAAGACCAUCAAGAAGGCGCGGUUGGUCAACGGUAAUUACGUCAUCGACGCCCCCGUGCCCAAGGCGUUGCUCGACACUUUCGGCAAGAAGAUCACCGACGGUGGGCGGGAAAUGCUGUACAUGCGUUACACCGGUGUCACCUGCGGUCCUCUGAACUUCAUCCACUAUAACUACUCGUUGCGGCAAGAGUUGUACCUGCCGCCGAGAGAGACGGAAAUCUUUGUUGUGAUUACCAUGUAUAACGAAGACGAAGUGUUGCUUGGGCGUACUCUUUUGGGUGUAAUGGAAAACAUCAAGAACCUCACCAACCGGGCCGACCCCGUGUGGGGUGAGGACUCGUGGAAGAAAGUGGUGGUGUGCAUUGUUGGUGACGGUCGUGUCGAGUUCAACAAGCGGGCCGAAGCCUUGCUCACCGCGUUGGGUUUGUUCCAAGAAGGGUAUGCUAAGUCUAAGGUUAACAACCGCCAGGUCAAGGCCCACUUGUACGAGUACACCACCACCGUGGGCAUCGACGCCGUCAACGAACGUGUGCACUUGAACAACAACCUGACCCCCGUCCAGUUGAUGUUCUGCUUGAAGGAACGCAACUCGCGGAAGAUUAACUCGCACAGAUGGGCGUUCCAGGCGUUCUGCCCCAUCAUCAACCCUAGAGUAAUCAUGUUGUUGGAUUGUGGUACCAAGCCGGCGAAGGACGCGUUCUUCUACCUCUGGCGGUCGUUCCGUGACCCGAACGUCGCCGGGGCGUGUGGGGAAAUGCAGGCCGCCUUGGGGCCGGGGAGAAAGUUGCUUGCCAACCCCCUCGUGGCAGCGCAAAACUUUGAGUAUAAGAUUUCCAACAUCUUGGAUAAGCCUAUGGAGUCGGUGUUUGGCUUCAUUUCGGUGUUGCCUGGUGCGUUCUCGGCUUACCGCUGGGACGCUCUUUUGAACGUUAACGGUGAAGGUCCUCUUGAAAAGUACUUUAAGGGUGAAUACUUGCACCAAGCCACCCAGGUGGCCCCUCUCAAGGAGAAGAAGACGAAGGAUGACGACGAGCUGGGCACGUCGAAGGACACUCAGGACGGGUUGUUUGACGACGAGGCGCUGAAGGCCCCUCCCAAAUUUGAAGACCAACAGCACGGUGUCGAGUGGCACGACGACGAAGACGACGAGCGCGCGGUCAAGGAACGGAACUUCCAGGAAGCAGGCAUCUUCACCUCCAAUAUGUAUUUGGCCGAAGAUAGAAUUCUUUGUUUUGAGUUGGUGGCGAAGAAGGACCAUCACUACAUUUUGAAAUACAUUAACGAGGCCAAGGCCGAGACUGAUGUCCCCGAACAGAUCGACGACUUCGUGUUGCAACGUCGUCGUUGGCUUAACGGGUCGUUGUUCGCCGCCUCGUACGCCGUGUUCCACUGGACGAAGAUCUGGAAAUCGAAGCACUCGCUUUUUCGUAAGAUGUGGUUGCAACUCGAAUUCUACUACCAGUUGGUCACGAUCACGGUGUCGUGGUUCUCCAUUGCUUCUUUCUUCCUUGUAUUCAGAAUCUUGACGGUGAACUUGGGUGCUGAUGACAUGAACUUCAGCGCCGGUAAGUAUAUCGCCGUGGUGUUGUUUUGGUUCUAUAUUGCUGCAGUCGUAACAUCGUUCGUGUUGGCGUUUGGUAACACCCCUCGGGCGACGAAACGGAUAUACCAGUUGAUCGCAAUAUGUUUCGCCGUGCUUAUGGCGUACAUGAUGUUUGCUGCUAUCUAUCUUGCCGUGAAGACUGUCAUCGGCGUGCUUAAAGAUUACGACGGCAAGUUCGUUGGGGAGAUGUUGUUCACCAACUACAAGUUCCGGGAUCUUUUGCUUUCAACGGUAUCGACGUACGUGCUUUACUUUGUUGGUGCCAUCUUGUACGGGGAGCCAUCGUUCAUGUUCACGUCGUUCAUCCAGUAUGUGUUGUUGUCGCCCACUUACGUCAACGUGUUGACGAUUUACGCCUUCUCCAAUAUCCAUGAUGUCUCGUGGGGUACCAGAGACCAGGCGACGGCGAAGAACCUCGGUUCGGCCAAGACUACCGGUGAAAACAACGACUUGGUGAUGAUUGUCCCCGGGGUGUCGGAAGAAUUAAACGAACUGUACAUGAACACUCUUGAAGAGUUGCGUGAAGUUCCGCCCCAUGUCGAACAGGUGGUCGACAAGAAGAAGCGCGACGACGCCUACUACGCGUUCGUGCGGACGAUGACGGUGUUGGUGUGGAUGCUCACCAACGGUAUCUUGAUUGCCAUUGUGUUGCGGACGGCCGGGGUCGACGUGUUCUACGGUACCGCCACCACGCUCAACAAGGACGGUUCGUUGGGUGGGAACACCACCGUGUUCUUGACGGUCAUUUUGUGGAUUGUCGCCGGGUUGGCCGCGUUCAGAUUCAUCGGGUGUGUGUUGUACUUGCUCAUCAAGAUCUUCCGCCCCAUCACAUGGAAAUGGAUCGCCCGCCGGGAAAUGAAGCGGGCGAUGAAGGCAGAAAGCCACCGGGCGUUGGAGCAGGAACAGGAAUAA
Diutina rugosa is the source of this 3414-nucleotide messenger RNA. It is a transcript of the gene CHS8, whose product is annotated as Chs8p. The transcript has a single exon. Gene Ontology annotation, cellular component: cell periphery; cell septum. Gene Ontology annotation, molecular function: chitin synthase activity. Lineage: Eukaryota; Fungi; Ascomycota; Pichiomycetes; Serinales; Debaryomycetaceae. Bases 1 to 3414 code for a protein of 1137 amino acids. The record is from RefSeq and is a predicted model, not a curated record.